AUGAGCGUAUCAAACAAUCAAGCAUGUUCUUUAUCUACUAGCACUGUACAAUGUCACACGUAUCCCAUAUAUGUCUUCUCCACACCGCACGCCCAUCAAUCGUCAAUCAUCUAA
Messenger RNA from Chondrus crispus (carragheen), 114 nucleotides. RefSeq lists its product as hypothetical. NCBI's taxonomy places the organism in Eukaryota, Rhodophyta, Florideophyceae, Gigartinales, Gigartinaceae. The record is from RefSeq and is a predicted model, not a curated record. The transcript has a single exon. Bases 1 to 114 code for a protein of 37 amino acids.